This is a messenger RNA of Loxodonta africana (African savanna elephant), 1155 nucleotides long. It is a transcript of the gene TMIGD2, whose product is annotated as transmembrane and immunoglobulin domain containing 2. Lineage: Eukaryota; Metazoa; Chordata; Mammalia; Proboscidea; Elephantidae. Gene Ontology annotation, biological process: B cell receptor signaling pathway; B cell differentiation. Gene Ontology annotation, cellular component: B cell receptor complex; external side of plasma membrane. Bases 49 to 1020 code for a protein of 323 amino acids. The record is from RefSeq and is a predicted model, not a curated record. The transcript is spliced from 5 exons.
GUGCGUGACUCGGCUCAGGCUAGGAGAGGGGGGAUCGAUGGGCCAGGGAUGGAGUCCGCGAGCAUAGCGCUGGUCCUCCUGGUGCAGCUCUCGGCCCUACUAGGAACCACAAGCCUGAGCGUGAAGCAGGGACCCACAUCACUGUGGGUAGAGCAAGGCAGCCAGGUGACCUUCACCUGCCAGGUGGCCUAUGCCCAGGCCUGGGAGCUGCUCCGCAUCGGGUGGACCAAAGACGGCCAAGUCUUGUGCCAGACACACGUCACCAACAACAGCCUCAGCCUGGGGGUCUGUGGGCCCCGGGGAUGGCUCGUCUGGCAGUCGCCUGGCAACCUCACCUUGAGGCUGGACCAGGUGAGCGCCAACGACAGCGGGGACUAUGUGUGCUGGGCGGCCGUGGAGAUUCCCGAGCUGGAGGAGUCCGAGGGCAAUGGCACGCAUCUGCUGGUGGCGCCAGAUGAUCCCCAAGGGACCCCUGCUUCCAGCUUCCCAGGACUUCUCUCCUCGCUGCUGAUGGCGGGGGUCGUGGUCGUGGCCGCUAUCGCGCUGGGCGCUGGGAUCUGGGGCCGCCGUCGCCGUCUGCACAGGGACUCAGGAGUGAAGACAGAGUCCCCAGAGGUGGGCCAGGCCGGCUCUCUUGAGCAACUGUCAACUUUUGGCCUGUGUCACCCCCCUCCCCCGCCAGGAAAUCAUUUCUACAGCAAUGUCCUAUACCGGCCCCAGGGAACCCCAAAGAAGACUAAGGCGUGGCCUGGGGAAAGGAAGGUGCUGGACCCACCCAGAUCGGACCAGAAAGGCCAGAGCUUCUAUUCGACCUCUUUCCCCCAGCCCCCCAAACCCCAGCCGUGUCUGCCCCCCAAUCCCCAGCCGUGUCUGCCCCCCAACCUCCAGCCAUGUCUGCCCCCCAGACCUUGCCCCAGCCUGGGACCUAGCCACCCCAUCUCUACCAUGGUCUCUCCCAGCCCACGUGCCUUUGAGCAGCCAUGGCCAAGAGGGUCUCCUAGAGGGGGAAGGAGAGUCUGAGCUCCUGGGCAUCCCGGAGGGACCCCACCAGCGGCUCAGGCUAUGUGGAAAUGUAACUGACCCUGGACCUCCCUCCUCCCCCACAACACCCAAUAAAGCCUAGUGAAGAAAGCAAAGGCAGAGUUGAUGGCAAUU